UGGCAGAUUGUUUCAUUCCAGCUCCUACUUCUGUCCGAAAGUACCAACUUCCGCGUGUUCUAUCAAAGAUGUAAAACAAAUCACCAAUCACUUCCGUCAUCUAAAAAUAGUGUCAUCAUAUUUAUUUCAUUAAAAAGAAGAAAAAAAAUUGCCAAUCUUUUGAUUUUCUUUUUUUUUUUUUAUUUCUUAAGAAAAAUAAUUUUCUCAGUGUGAACAAAAAGUUGUUUUUUUUUUUUUUUUUAAUCAAAACGUCAAGAUAUAAAGAAUGAUUAUUCGGGAGAUCAAAUGAUACACCUGUUCCGGUUUACGGCUCGUUAAACACGUCGAUAUUGCUGCGCGCUCGUGCUUCUGUGGUCUGACCCAAAGAUAAACGAGUUUAUCACUUCGAAAGCUCUGCAGUGUGAGUCACAUGGGGAAUUUUCUGGCAAGCAUUUCACUCAGUGGAUGUCUCAUACUUUUGAAAAAUAUCCCUUUCUCAUGUAUUCCCAUCAGCCCGUCAGAGUACAGGACACGAAACAAUAUCGGCAAAUAGCCUUUCCGAUUGCUGUUGGGACAUAACUCAGACACUUGACGGUGCAGAAGAAUCAUUUUGAAGCAAUAAGCAGUUAAAAUCAAAUGAUUCGUCAAAAUAAAUCACGAAAAAUGAUUGGCUUUAAUGUUAAUUGAACACAAAAGUGUAAGAAAAAAUCUUUAGAUGAAUAAUGAUGAAAAUGGAGAAUUAAAUAAAUGAAAUAAUUAAAUAAAAAAGUCGUUAAAGAUGAAAAAAAAGUGAAUCAAAGCUUGAAUGAAAAUUUGUUAAGUUGAUUUCGACGUGAAAGAACUCACGAUUUGUUGGAAACGUGUGUAGAGGGCGAUAGAAAAUAGGAUAGGAGAUAGAAUAGAAUAAGGGAGGAAAGAAAGUUGAUAGCAUUGUGUGUGAAAAAGUGAAUAAAAGAAAAAGAAAGGAAAAUGUGUUGCUCUGGAGGCACGAGUGGUUCCAGGAUGACCCGAUGUGGAGUCGUUUGUGGUCUGGCAGCACUCGCCGCACUUUCGACUGCACUUCUUGGCCCAGCUUGGCUUCACACUGAAGAAAAACUUUUCCUUCCACAUCUUCCACGACAGUUUGCGUCUACAGUCAGUGUCAAAUUCAAACUUGGACUUUUCAAAGUAUGUCCAAAGAUAGUAAAGCCAGCUAAUUUAACAAUUCAUAUAACGACACCGCCUUGUACAUAUGUGAGGUACAAUAGUCUAGCAGACGUGACAUCGCAAGAGCUUGGCUUCAAUCAGUUGGAUUUCACGCCAGAGGUGGUAUCAAAAAUGAGAAUAUCAGCACCUUUUCAACUAGCAGCAGCAGCUCUGAUUCUUGCUGGUACAUUUUCCGCAAUGAUUGGCCACUGUUAUGCUGAUCAUAAGACCGUGAUAGCUUGCGGGUUGUUUCUACUGGGUGGACUUGCUCUAGGAGGAGGACUUAUAGUACUCGCAUCAGCACUCUCCGAUGCAUCUUUUGAAUCACCAAGAUAUAGCUUUUCAUCCAUAACAACUUCAGAUGAGGAUAAUGGCCUACCGCAAUAUCAAUAUGGCUGGUGUUUGCAACUUUCAGGUUUGGCUCUGAUCCUUGCUGAAAUUGCAGCCCUCUUAACUGUGUCCGGCUAUAUGGCAAGAUUUCCAACAGUCGAAGAAAUGGUUCAAGUUAUGGUUCCUGGUGCUGCACGAAAGUUAAGAGAACAGCAUGGAUUAUCAUCGGAAUAUCUCGUAAGAACUCAUCAAAAAUCCCCUGGAGCUUCUCAAGCAAGAAAUUUUGAUCCUCCAACAAAAGACGUGAUUUUAGGACCACAAAGUCUUGGAGAAGAGGGGACAUCACUUUUAUGCAAGUCUGCGCCAGAUAUCUGUGCAUCAAACCCUCAGGCAAUCAGUUAUGUCGAUAAAGCAGAUCUUUCACACAUGUUACCAGCAUAUCCCGAUGCGCAAAAUGUAGACCCCCGAUUUACGUUCGUCGAUAAAGCAGAUCCUGGUGUUGUCGACUCACGGCUCAGUGGAUUCGCUGAUAAAGAAGGUCUCAUGGACUCUCGAAUGCUUCCCGAUUCCCGGCAAAAUAUGAUUGCGUUCACCGACAGUAAAGAGCACAUUCACGGGCAAGAGCCCAGGUAUGUGACCUGUUGCCAAAAUGAAUGUUUAGAUCAUUGUUCUGUUGAACCUGUGUUUGAUACGAAUAAUGUCAUGACUGUCCUCGAUCCCAGGCAUGUCACCUAUGCUGAUAACACCAAGAACGAAUCUCUGCUGGAUGCUCCAGUUGGAUAUGGUCGAUAUAAUCACAUGGCAGGACAAACAGUACCAAUAACGCUGAAACAUCAAAAUAGUCCAACAGUUUCUGCUAUUCCUACUCAACAAAUGUAUCAAAACUUCGGGACAAUUCAUUCAGGAAUUCUCAGGGUAUCAGAACCAGGUACUAGUUCUAGCUCCAACUCCAGUCAACGCAGUAUGACCUUACAAAAUCCUAAACGAAAGUCUCAGAUUGCUCAGAAUACCUUCAGCACCCUUGAAUGUGAAAAGAGAAAACAACGAGCGCCUGGUAUCGCUGGUAAAACAAGCUUUUACACUGGAAGUGCUGUAUGACCACCACCACCACCACCUACCCCAAGAUAACUUCGAGAGGACGAAUCGACGUUGUAAUUUUUCAAGCUACCUUGAUCAUAUUAUUCUCCGUCGUUUAUUUAUCCCCACUCGGUUACAUGGGUUGGCUGGUGACAACGAAACAUUGAUUGAUAUGGUAACAUAACGUCUGAUUAAAUAAGACUUUUGCACUGUUAAGCUAUGGAGUGUAAUGAUAAUGAAAAUUGUAUGUGAUAACUCCUAAGUAAUGAUAGGAAAGAUAAUAAAAAUAAAGUAAGGAAGCUAUAACUAUAAAUAAAAUGUAAAUAAAAUUUUUA
Chelonus insularis is the source of this 2906-nucleotide messenger RNA. RefSeq lists its product as uncharacterized. Gene Ontology annotation, biological process: postsynaptic neurotransmitter receptor diffusion trapping; transmission of nerve impulse; positive regulation of synaptic transmission, glutamatergic. Gene Ontology annotation, cellular component: postsynaptic density membrane; AMPA glutamate receptor complex. The record is from RefSeq and is a predicted model, not a curated record. The transcript is spliced from 7 exons. Gene Ontology annotation, molecular function: voltage-gated calcium channel activity; channel regulator activity. The coding region runs from base 949 to 2592 and encodes 547 amino acids. NCBI's taxonomy places the organism in Eukaryota, Metazoa, Arthropoda, Insecta, Hymenoptera, Braconidae.